Molecule: messenger RNA, 1186 nt
Organism: Coregonus sp. 'balchen'
Lineage: Eukaryota; Metazoa; Chordata; Actinopteri; Salmoniformes; Salmonidae
Source: the annotation of a GenBank genome assembly
AUGGAACCAAUUAGGAAAGACAUGGAACUGCUAAGUAACAGCAUGGCGACCUAUGCUCACAUCAAAGGUAAGACCCCCUUGUUAUUUCUGCUUAUAGUUCCAGGAUAAAGGGACCCUUUGUUCAUUAUUUUUUAUAUAAAAUUGUCUUAUUCUUUAUCUUUCAUUUUGAUGCUUUGAGAAUUCCUUCCCGAACGAGCUGCAACCUCUUGAGUUUAACCAUAAUCCGUUCCAGGGACUUAUAUGUCCUGUUUGCUUUGGCUUGACCCCCCCUGAACUGUGAAAGUGUCUACAUGCUUACCCUUAGGUCCUCACUUCGUGCACCCCCUAUUACAGCUAAAGGAAAGUGGCUUUUUAUACAGUCAGAAUAAAAAGACACGGGGCCUUUUCCGCUCGUGCUCAUUGUGAAGACAUUAGACAGGAAACGGAUACCCAACAAGGCAUUCUCAAAGCACGGACAAUUCACACGCUGUUGCUGUAUUUAGUAUGAACGAGACUGCGAAUGGCCCUAUUGAACCCCUGUCAAUGUGGGUGAUAGCCUCUAAACGCGCCUGAUCUCACAAGCUCACAGUCAGUGUGGUUUCACGAGGCUUUGUAGGUGAGGGAUCUAACAACCUGUUUUUCCCAUCCAGCCAACCCAGAGAGCUUUGCUCUGUAUUUCAUGAUGGGUGUGUGUUUUGGCCUGCUCCUGGCCCUGUGCCUCCUGGUCACCGGCAUCACCUGUAGGACCCGCCGCGCCAAGAAGCCAGCCCCCUCCCCAGAGAGGAGACAACUGAAGGAGUCCAGCGAAGAAGAAGAGGAGGAGGAGGAGGAGGAGAGUGUGGAUGUGGAAGAAGGGGAGGAGGCAGAGAUCCCUAAAGUGACGGUUGCGCCCAUGAGCGACCGCAGCAGCCAAUCAAACGGUACUUUGAGGAGCGUGAACGUGUUUGCGUCGGCGGAGGAGCUGGAGAGGGCGAGACGACUGGAGGACAGAGAGCGCAUCGUCAGGGAGAUCUGGAGGAACGGACAGCCAGAUAUACUGACCACUGGGACGGGGACCAUCGGACGGGUACACUAUCAUUAACAGACUAAUGUGACUUAAGGACCUAAAACAUAUAGUCUUAACCCUGAACUAAUAAGGGUUUAUCUACUCCAGGCAGAGACUGUAGAGGACUACUUCAUUGGGCACAGAUUCCCCUUCAUCUUUUAA